AGAAUGACCCGAAAACGGACGGGAUUAAUUUGAAUGUGUAGGACUUGAAGCGUAGUUGAACACCGUUUAAAAAAUCUUGUGGUCAAUCCAAAAAAGAUGACAAAGGAGAAGAGACAACAUUGCUGAACUCAAACUUUGAUCCUCAUCCAUGAACAGAUUUCCGAUCAUACACCGUUUGUGUCGGUUAUCUUCGACUGAUUCCUUCGUCGAGGUUAUGGGAACCAGCGGUCAUGAUGGGCUGCUGCAACGAGAAAGAGCACUUCAUGCUCACCUCGUGACGUCCGGGCUUGUCCGUUCGACGGGCAUAGCCGGAAAGCUUGUGGCUUUUUACGUCGAGUGUGGGGAGUUAGUUGACGCCAGGAAGAUGUUCGAUGAAAUGCCCGAAAGAGGCAUCAGUCGUUGGGUUGUGAUGAUUGGGGCAUGUGCUCGAAAUGGGCAUUAUCAGGAAGCCUUGGGGGUUUUCCGAGAAAUGCAAAGAGAAUGUUUAAAACUGGAUGCUUUUGUGAUUCCUAGUGUGCUUAAAGCCAGUGGCAAUCUGCUUGACCAAAAAUCUGGGAAGAUGAUACAUUGCCAGGUCUUCAAGUGUUCAUUUGACUCUGAUGCUUUUGUAGUUAGUUCACUGAUUGAUAUGUACUCGAAAUGUGGUGAGGUGGACGCUGCAAGGGACGUAUUCAAUGGUUUGGCUGAAAAGGAUUUGGUGGUCUUGAAUGCUAUGAUUUCGGGCUAUGCUCAAAACAGACGCACAGUAGAAGGGUUGAGCUUGGUGAAGGAAAUGAAGAAAUUGGAUAUAAAUCCUGAUAUCAUCACUUGGAAUGCUUUAAUCUCAGGUUUUGCACAGAUGGGUGAUGAAGAUGGAGUGUCUGAGAUUCUUAGAUUGAUGUGUCUGGAUGGGCACAAACCAGACAUUGUGUCCUGGACUUCAAUUAUAUCCGGUCUUGUACAGAAUUUCCAGAAUGAGCGGGCUUUCGACGCUUUCAGACAGAUGUUGAGUCAUGGGUUGUGUCCAAAUUCAGCUACGAUUAGUAGUCUUUUGCCUGCUUGUGCGACGCUCGCAAAUAUUAGGCUCGGAAAGGAGAUCCACGGUUAUUCGAUAGUCACCGGACUGGAAGACCAUGGUUUUGUCCGAAGUGCUCUGCUUGACAUGUACGCGAAAUGCGGAUCCAUAUCAGAAGCAAGGAUCUUAUUCUCCAAAACGCGUAAGAAGAGCACGGUUACUUUCAACUCGAUGAUCUUUGGAUAUGCAAAUCACGGGCUAUCUGAGGAAGCGAUUGAGCUUUUCAAUCAGAUGGAAGCCGAAAGAGAGAAACUCGAUCACUUAACAUUCACAGCUGUCCUCACAGCCUGCAGCCAUGCCGGAUUAACUGAUCUUGGGGAAAGGCUGUUCCUUGAUAUGCAGAGCAACUACAGGAUUGAACCAAGGCUGGAACACUACGCUUGUAUGGUGGAUCUUCUUGGCCGGGCAGGGAAGCUUGUCGAGGCUUAUGAGAUGAUCAAGGCUAUGCCAAUGGAGCCAGAUCUGUUUGUGUGGGGAGCUCUAUUGGGUGCAUGUAGGAACCAUCAGAACAUCGAGCUCGCACAGAUUGCAGCCAAGCACUUGGCAGAGCUCGAGCCUGCGAGUCUCGGGAACGGUUUGCUGCUGUCGAGCGUUUAUGCUGGUUUUGGUAGUUGGGAAAGCGUGGCGAGAGUGAAAAAGAUGCUGAAGCGGAAGAGAUUAAGAAGGUUUCCGGGGAGCAGCUGGAUCGAAACUGUGUGAUCUGAAUUGUGAUUGAAUGAACAGAUUCAUCUCAUCUUCAGUUUAUGCUUGUUGUGGGUGAAAUCCUUGCUUAUGAAUGGUUAAGAUGGAUGGCACAAUUGCCAGAUCACU
Messenger RNA from Tarenaya hassleriana, 1864 nucleotides. Its product is annotated as pentatricopeptide repeat-containing protein At5g59600. Gene Ontology annotation, molecular function: RNA binding; protein binding. The coding region runs from base 149 to 1753 and encodes 534 amino acids. NCBI's taxonomy places the organism in Eukaryota, Viridiplantae, Streptophyta, Magnoliopsida, Brassicales, Cleomaceae. The transcript has a single exon. Gene Ontology annotation, biological process: RNA modification. The record is from RefSeq and is a predicted model, not a curated record.